UUUCAAACAAAACUGCAUGGGCUUUUGCUACAAAAACAAGCUCAAUUUCGCAUUUGGUAUUGCCGUCACUUUUACAAUUCAUUCCCUCUUUUUUCUCUUCAUAUUCAGCAUCGUCCUUCUUUUCUCUCUCCGGCCAUGGCAGUCGCCUGCCCCAUCUGCAACAAGCCCGUCAAAUCAACAGACAUCAACGACCAUCUCGAUUCCGGCUGCACCAGCUUCAUCUUCGACAGCUCCUCAACUCCUCCUCUCUCAACCGCAACCCCUCAGAAUGGCGCCUCGACCGCCCCUCCACUAUCACAACCCCCGAAGCGCACUGCUUCAAGUUUCUUCUCAACCCCCACACCUAAGCGGCAGAUAACCGAUCUCAAAUCCCAGGCGCCACUGUCCAACAUGGUGUUUCCGCCGCUGGCCGGCAAGAAGAGGUCACAUGGGGACGGGCCUGGGGAGGGACAGCCGCAGGAAGACAGACAUAUGGAGGACAGGCAGAUGGAAGAUGUAGCGGCGGUCAACGGCCACAGCCACGGCGCAGACGAAGACGGACGGGUAAUCAAAAAGACAAAGACGUCUCGCGCGGCUCCUCUCGCCGAGAGAAUGCGGCCCAAGACGCUGGACGAGGUGUGCGGCCAAGACCUCGUCGGGCCUGAAGGCGUCCUGCGAUCCCUCAUCGAGUCGAACCGCGUGCCGUCCAUGAUUCUCUGGGGAGCGUCUGGUACGGGCAAAACCACCAUUGCUAGAUGUAUCGCCCAAAUGGUCGGCACCCGCUUCAUCGAGCUCAACGCCACCAGCUCAGGCGUACAGGAGUGCAAAAAGCUCUUCCUGGAAGCCGCCAACGAACUACAGCUUACGGGCCGCAAGACAAUCAUCUUCUGCGAUGAGAUCCACCGCUUCAACAAGGCCCAGCAGGACAUUUUCCUGCGCCCCGUCGAAGCUGGCACCAUCACCCUGAUUGGCGCCACUACAGAGAAUCCUUCGUUUAAAGUCGCCAAUGCGCUGCUUUCACGAUGCCGCACAUUUACGUUGCAGUCGCUCAGCACGGAGGACGUUGUGGCUAUCCUGAGGAGGGCUCGCCAGGCCGAGGAGUCGGUCUACCCCCCUUCGCCUCUUAUUGACGAUGAGAUGAUGGGCUACUUGGCACGCUUCAGUGACGGAGACGCUCGAACAGCACUCAAUCUUCUCGAAUUGGCUCUAUCUCUCACCCUCCGCGAUGGCAUGACCAAGGAGGUCAUGAAGCAGUCCCUCACCAAGACGCUCGUCUACGACCGCGCUGGCGACCAGCAUUACGACACCAUAUCCGCCUUCCACAAGUCAGUCCGAGGGAACGACCCAGACGCUGCGCUGUACUAUCUCGCCCGCAUGCUCCAAUCUGGCGAGGACCCCCUCUUCAUUGCCCGCCGCAUGGUUGUCAUCGCUUCUGAGGACGUCGGCCUGGCAGACAACACCCUGCUGACCCUCGCAACGUCCACAUACACGGCAACGCAGCAGAUAGGACUACCCGAGGCCCGCAUUCCCCUGGCGCACUGCGCCGUUGCACUCUGUCUUGCGCCCAAGAGCACUCGCGCAUACCGCGGGCUUAACAAUGCCUUUGCGGCCCUUCGCGAGCCGGGCGUGGCUAGCUUACCCGUGCCGCUGCACCUAAGAAACGCUCCGACGAGGUUGAUGAAAGAUUUGGGCUGCGGCGCGGAGUACAAGUAUCCGCCUAAUUACAAGGACGGCAAAGUCAAGCAAAAAUAUCUCCCGGAGGAGCUCACCGGCCGCAGGUUUCUGGAGGGGAGAGAUUUGGGGACGGAAGUUGAUCCUGAUUAUGAGGAGGCAGAGGAAAGCAUGAUUCUAUGAUAUACCCCCAUCUCAUUGGAAAGGCAUUGAAAACUGGGAGGGGGGGAAAACAAAAGGGAUUUGGAUUACGGGGUUUCGAGUUUUGAGUCAGGAAACUUGGCCUCGUUGGAUUGUAUUUCUACGGCAGAACGAGAUGAUGACCAGUUUGGGGCGGUUGGAUACUGUUUUGUGUAUACCACAGCGUCUCUCUCCACGAAAGGAGUUUUUUUUGUACAUGAUACCACCGAUGACGGCAUGCAUGGAUAGACAGCGUUGUUAAUUACUGGAGGGAAAAAGGGAGGGUAUAUGGCAUCAUAGGAUAUUUACAAGCAAUGCAUAUAUAUACAUAUACGCAUAUACAAAUUCACACAUCAUCAUCAC
Trichoderma harzianum CBS 226.95 is the source of this 2193-nucleotide messenger RNA. RefSeq lists its product as hypothetical. Gene Ontology annotation, molecular function: enzyme activator activity; DNA binding; ATP hydrolysis activity. The coding region runs from base 136 to 1833 and encodes 565 amino acids. Gene Ontology annotation, biological process: DNA-templated DNA replication; regulation of DNA repair; DNA repair. Gene Ontology annotation, cellular component: nucleus. NCBI's taxonomy places the organism in Eukaryota, Fungi, Ascomycota, Sordariomycetes, Hypocreales, Hypocreaceae. The record is from RefSeq and is a predicted model, not a curated record. The transcript has a single exon.